UGCCCAACUCAGUGUCCAGCCUCCUGCUCUCAGUGGGACAGGAUCGUCCCCCUCACUGUCACCUGCCUCUGUCGCUGAGGAUGUCUUCUUUGGUAACACUGAUGAGGACCAGGAUGCGUGUUCAAUAGUCAGUGACUAUGACUGUCCUGGUGUGGAGUUGAGCAAUAGUGUGGAAGACCUGCUGGCCCUCAGCUCCUCUCUCAGAGACUCUGAAUACUUCAAAGACCUAAAGGGAGGGAUUCUGGCUUCACAGUCGACUGCAACCACAGUAGCCACAGGCCCAGAGAGCAAAACCCUCACAGUUGGCCUACAGGUGCCACUGAACACGGACAGUCCUGCCAUCAACCAACCUGUACAGACUUCUCUGACCACACACUGCCCUCAGGUCAAUGCACCAAUAUCCCCCUCCUAUUUAGUCCCUGCAGAAGAACCUCACCACAGCUUUGUGGUCUCUCAGCUUAGUCCUAAAUUGUUGCCAGGUUGUAUCAUCGACAGCGGUGACUCAUCAGACCCUGCAGUAGGGCUUAGUUUGACAAUUAACCUGAAUGGACUAUUAGGAUCAAUGGAAAUGGAGAAAGCGGUAACAGGAUCAGAAGGGGAACAGGAGCAAACCACUAUGGAUUCUGAUGGAGAGCAAGACCUGGACAGCUUUCCUAUUCUGGUUAGAUCGAUGUCAACAUCUCGAAGGCACAGCUGGGGUGUCCCUCUGUCUCCCAUUAACCUGGGGAGGAGGCUGAGUCUGGAUACCACGGCCAUGGACAGCGAUGGAGAGAGAGAGGAUGAUGAUGAGGAGAGACAGAAUAGUCUCUUCCAGUCCACCCAGGAGCAGAGUGACAGCCAGACAGCCUGUCCUGGGGAUGAGCCAGAUGGUCUCAAGCAGAGGGUCUCCUGUCACAGACCCAGGGUCACCAGCAUGGCUGCUGGUGUUCCUGGCAGGCAUCUGUACUCCCGCUCAGAGAUUCUUGCAACAGACGAAUGUUCCCGUGCUGCACACAUCUCUCGUGUUGUACAGACAUCCAAACAGGCUGCAAGGGCAGCAGGAGCAGAGGAGUUCGACCCUGAGGAAAACUUACAUUCUACUGAAGGACAGAGCCACAUGCUGAUGGUACAGAAAGUUCUGCAGGAGCUAAAGCUGUACCAUGGAGCGAAGCAGAGGAACAAAUCAGAGACCAAAGAGGUUGGAAAUGUCACUUGGUAUGAGUUCCUCUCUAAAGAGAAUGAGGAAGAGGAUGAUCAUUUUGAGAAGGUGGAGAAAGGUACCAAGGUAAAGAGAACUCUCAGCUCUCUGAGGAACCGGGUGACGGGCUCCUUCAGUAAAGACAAGGGUAAGAUCCGAGAAAAAGAGCUGCAGAAAGAGAAGGGGAAGGAGAAGGAGGCCAGAGAGAAAGAGAAAGUGUACAAUAACAGCCAUAAUUUGGUGCCAGGCUUUUUCUCCAGCUGUGCCACCUGCUCACUGUGCAGCAAGACCUUGCAGAAAAAACACAGCAUGCAGUGCACGAAUUGUGCUGUGAACGUUCACAAGAGCUGCAAGUCUCUGCUGGGUGACUGCACCAGCAGCAGGAAUAAGAGAGAUUCCAUACGGAGGACAGGCCCAUCUGGAUCUCCUAACCUUGCGUUAAAAGACCGAGACAGAGAGCGGGAGCAUUCAGUCACAGCCUCAUCACAGUUCCUGGAUGGAUACCCAAGUGUUCUCAGCGCCCCAGGCAUGACCAUUAGUCCGCGGGGACCAAACACUCAGCCUACUGCCGCCCAUACCACCAACACUACUGCAGCCUCUGCCCACAGUCUUGGCCACAGCCUCCAUCACCACAGUAGCUCAGGAUCCCUCCCUGGGGAGAUGGAUGAGGCCGAUGCUCUCCGCUCCAAACGCUGCAAUGAAGACGCCAUUUCCCUCGCUCCUUCCACCACCGAGUCUAUCAUCGUAGAAGAUGCUCACCAUGCAGCAGUGCGGUCUGAUCUGGAGUCUGAUGCCCAGGACCUGGAGGCAGAGUCUUGGAGUUUGGCAGUUGACCAGCAGUAUGUUAAGAAGCACGCUAAAGAAAUAGUGAAGAGACAGGAUGUGAUAUAUGAGCUGAUGCAGACGGAGAUGCACCAUGUGCGGACACUGAAGAUAAUGCUGCAUGUUUACGUUCGAGAGCUGAGGGAGAACCUCCAGAUGGACUCGAGUAGGCUGGACUGUCUGUUCCCCCGCUUGGAAAACCUCCUGGAGCUUCACACACAUUUCCUGUCUCGUCUCAAAGAACGCCGGCGAGAAAACCUUGUUUCGCCCACCGACAGGAACUACAUUAUCAACAGAGUGGCAGACAUACUGAUCACACAGUUCUCAGGUGAAAUAGGAGAGAGGAUGAAGGAGUACUAUGGAGAUUUCUGCAGUCACCACACUGAGGCUGUUAGCUACUACAAAGAACAGCUGCAAAACAACAAAAGGUUCCAAAUCAUCAUACGGAAAAUCAACAACCUGUCCAUUGUGCGGAGGUUAGGAGUGACUGAGUGCAUUCUGUUGGUGACACAGCGCAUUACCAAGUAUCCAGUACUAGUGGAGCGCAUUCUGCACAACACUGAAGUGGGUACAGAAGAACAUGAAGAGCUGACUCGGGCACUGGGUCUCAUUAAAGCCACAAUUAGUCAGGUGGAUGCGCUGGUUAAUCUCCAUGAGAAGACAUCUCGGCUUCGAGACAUACACAACAAGAUGGAGCCAAAGGCAUUGGGAAAAAUCAAAGAUGGCCGAGUGUUUCGCAGGGAGGACCUGGCACAGGGCAGGAGACGGCUGCUGCAUGAGGGCACAGUCAACUGGAAAGCUGCCUCUGGCAGGCUCAAAGAUAUUCUUGCAGUGCUCCUCUCUGACGUGUUACUCCUGCUACAAGAGAAGGACCAGAGAUAUGUAUUUGCUACAGUGGAUAACAAGCCGUCAGUGAUCUCUCUGCAGAAGCUGAUUGUCAGGGAAGUGGCUCAUGAGGAGAAAGCUAUGUUUCUUAUUUGUGCUUCCUCCAAUGAGCCAGAGAUGUACGAGAUCCAUACCUAUUCCAAGGAGGAACGAAACACGUGGAUGACACAAAUACGGCAAGCUGUUGAGAGCUGUCCUAAUACAGAAGAGAGGUUUGUCAGUGAGGAGGAAGAGGCACGCGCUUCCCGAUUCAAAGAAUUUCAAGAACGUCUGAGCCAGAAGGAUGCAGUAAUCGUCCAGGCUCUUACUGAGAAGCUGCAGCUGUUUGCAGACAUGGCAGAGUCUGUGUCAGGUCUGGAGGACACAGGUUCUCGUCCCAGACUGCUUCUGCGAGGAGAAGCCUCAGACCUCCAGCAGGGGGAGACGCUGCUCAAAGGAGCAAUCACUGACGUUGAAAACCUCCAGAACCUGCUGCAGUCUGGAGUGAGGGAGGAAACUCCAACCUCACGGCUGGAUGAAGGGAGCAGCUCUGGAGUUCUGCCCAGGAGAGCAGACACCUUUGGGGGCUAUGACAGCAGCCCCUCCAUCCUGAGUAAGAAUGGCAGCGUCAAGAAGAACUUUUCUGGCGAGUCGAGAAACAGAGACAGAAGCCAGAGAGCCAGCUCCGACCCUCAGCUCAAAGACCUCUCUGGCAGCCACACUCAGGAGCAGACGGUUGAUGAAAGCUGCUGCUCUCCUGCCAGAUGGAACUGCAUUUGGUCCAGCUCCUUCCCCGAGGCUGAGUUCUUUGACAGAGUGCUGAUGCUCUCCCAGAGGCUCUACAGUCUGCAGGCCAUCAUAUCACAGCAGGACAGCCACAUUGAGCUGCAGCGGGCCUCACUGAUAGAGCGGGCCUCCCUGCCUGGACGCCACAGAGGCAACGUGCUCCUGGAGCAGGAAAAACAGCGGACCCUGGCCCUGCAAAGAGAGGAACUAGCCAGCUUCCACAAGCUGCAGUCUCAGCACCGGCAGGAACAGCAUCGCUGGGAGAGGGAGCGGGAGAGGCACCGCCAGCAAGUAGAGGCCACAGAGACCAGACUCCGACUAAGGGAAGAUGAGUGCAGGCGGCUGGAGGAGCGUCUGGCAGAAGAGAAGGUGGAGCUGGAAAGGCAGAGGGAGACAUACCAGCAGGACCUGGAGAGGCUACGAGAAUCCACCAGAGCUGUAGAAAAAGAGAAGGAACGCCUGGAGCACCAGAAGAAGAUCAAGAGGAAAACCAUUGAGGUGGCUCCUCUGUCUGGCAGCCUGAAUGGGGAGCUCCUCACGUCCUCCAGCUCCACUAACGUGUCCGACUUGCCCCUGAAGCCUCUGGUGCGAGCCAGCUUAUCUGUUGCACCAGCUGACUACCCAGAGCGCCCCGAAUUGAUGUUGCGACGGGAGGCGGGCUCUUCAACCCAGCUACUGAAGACAGAGGUGCCGCUCCAUCUCUUUAGCGCCACCAACCAGCAGCAUAAGCUGGUUGGGGUGCAGCAGCAGAUCCCCACCAAGCUGGCAGCCUUCAGUAGCGGCAAAGGGAAAGGAGGCAAGAGUGGCAAAGCCUCACAUCGCACUGACAGCACUGCCUCAGUGGAUAUGAAGCAGAUGCUGCCACUGAAGCUGUCUGCCCGAGACGACAACACCGUCAAGGCCAAGCGCUCUAUCAGCCCCCACCAGCAGCUCCCGCUUUCAACCCCUUCUCAGCCUCACUCCCAUCAUCACCACACAGAUCAACUAAGUCCUCCAGACAAUGCUGGACCAGACGGCCAAUCCACAUCCACCAUCAGCACCUCCCACCCCAAUGCUCAGAAGCCCCCCAUGCCUCCUGCACAGUCCCAUCCUCAGCCUGGCAUGCAGCCUCCCACCGUGCCUCUGCACUUGCAGAGCACAGGAGGUGUCCAGUUCCAGCCCCAUCUGCCGCCGCAGAGCCUCAGUCCCAACACCCAGGCCAAUGUCCAGAUGAACAUUCAGGGGCUCACACACAGCCACAGCAUGCCGCCGCCCUAUAAGAUCACCACUGAAGACCUCAAUAAGGAGGACGUCAUCUUCUUCUAAACUUGAGUCUGCUGCCCUCAGAUCAGAAGCUGGAUGCAAAACAAAGAAGUUUGCUGGUUCUCAUUAUACACAAUCCUGUGACAUUGGCAGUUCAGUUUAGCUUGUGUUGUUUCUGAGAGUUGAUUAAGGUAAGGUUAUUUGUUGUAGCAAUUUAUUGCAGAGAGCAAAGCCUUUGUUGGGGCUACACUGGCUCACAUGGAAAGAAAAAUUCACAUUUUAUUAAAAAAAGAGGACAUUUCUAUUUUAACACAGCUACACCAUCCUUGCUUUUAAACUGCCACAGUUUCCUUUUUAUUUAGAGAGGACCACAACUUUGAAGUGGAAACCAUAGGUGAAACAAAGGAAUGUUGUAUCUUAAAAGGUUUAAAUGAAGUUAUAGCAAUCCAAAGACAUUAGCUGUGAGAGCUGAAGGGGAUUUAACUAUGAGAGACAAUGUGAAAGAAAAACUGCCAGGUGCAUUUCAGGAGACUCUGAUCAGACUAGUUAGUGAAGCAUGAAAAGUGAGCAGUGCCGCGAUGGUGCUCUGGCCUCACCGUCUGCUCCCACUGGACCUGGAACGAGAAAUGAUUCAGCAGGAACUCAGAAGUGAUUCAGCUCUUAAAACAUGAACACACUCUGCUUUGAUGUUUCAUUUGCACAGUGUAAAUACUCCAUUCCAGACUAAUGAAUGAACUCUUACAGACUAGUGCUUGGAUGUACAGUUGUUGAAAUUGUGAACAUUUCAUUUCAUUAUUUUUUGUUUUGUUUUGUUUUGUUUUCUAAUGAUAGGUCAGUAGAUGAGAAACAAGGCUGUUGUGUAAAAAUGGUCCUGAUCAUUUAAGGAAGAGUUCAGUUUUUUCAGUUGUUUCAUAUGGUUUUUAUAUGGAUUUUCCAGCUCAUACAGAGCAAGAUGAACUCAAGGAGGCCUUUCUUAUGUCUGUACUGUUAGAAAGAAGGUGAGAUUAAUCUAUUUAAGCUCUGUUCUUGCAUUUCUGGGCAGCAGUUCUCAAAAUCACUGAGAAUUUCAUACUCUGCUUUUCCUAGCAUUAACAGUAUUUUUAAACAGCCUUUUCACAUUUUACUUUCUCUCACAAAGGUUGUGGACUCUUCACAGCAGGUACACCAGAUGUUACAAAAGACAAAAGAUUAUUCAUUAAAUAUAAAAUUAUCAACAAAGAAGUACAUAAAUUCAGUAUGUACUUUAAAGCUAAAAGGUUGUUGGCUGGUUUCAUUAAAGAUCCAUUCCCAAAUUGGAAUCAGAUGUGCCACUAUUUCCAUUGACAGUCAGGGAAUUAACUACAAUUGGUACCCUUCAGCAUAAAAAACAAAAAGCAUAUCUAUUCCCAUUUUAGUGGACCUGUAGUGUACUGUACAAUUCAUGCUACAUGUUAUUUUAAGGGGAAAAUUAAUUCUGCUUAAAUAUUCUGACCAGUGACCUCCCUGGAAAAUAUGAGGAUUAACUGGAUAGUACAUUGAAUACAUGGUGAUAAUCACAAUGCACUGUUUUGAAGAUAUGUGCUGAAAUGAUUCAAAUUCAUCACAAUACUAAUUAUAAAAAAGUAGAAAAGACGCCUGAGGUAAAGUAGGAAUAUGAACAGUCAUAAAAACACCCAAUUCUCUCUCUCUCACUGUCUCCCAUUCAUAAAUGUUAUAAACAUUUGGGAAUUCUUCUAGAGACUUGCAGGACAGGACUGUGCAGAACAUUUCAGCAAGUUGAAGUUUAAUGGAUUUCCAGUUCAAUCCACUUGUGUCAGAUUUUUACUCCCUUUGUGAUAAAAAGUUAACGUGUUUGACAAGUCUACUUUUUGAGAGCUCACGUGUCUGUACUUCAUUUUGCUGAAUCGACAGUUUUUAAAUUUGUUAGACUGAGUUAAUUGUAGCGAGCCGGUAUAUCUUUGAGAUAUAUAUGAAGGUGUCAGUUUUAAUUGAGGCCCUUAGGUGUCAUAGACAGUUCGUUACAUUGGUCACUAAUGACAUUUCUUUAGCUAGGUCUUAAAUCUCUGUGCCUGACAGAAAAGCAGUACUGUGAUGGGUGCAGUGGUCCCGCAGCAAGAACGACUAUCAGCUGUUGUCUAAGAUUUCAGUCUUUAUUUUUCUUCAAAGAAGAAAUAUGAAGAUGUCCAUCAUGGGGUUUGUGCGUGCGGUACCUUUCUAAAUCAUGAAGUAGUCAGUACAUGAAUGUGUUUUGUGUCUCUGGAGGGAAUGUCAAGAGCUUUUUUGUCUUAGUCCAAAUAAGCUUGUCUCUGAAGCUGUGAUCAGAAGCUGGAGUUUGAUUUAAUAUAUUGUGUAGAUUUUUGUACAUAUUGUAAGUGAUCUUUCCUGCAGCAUCUGCCCUCUUACACAUGCUUGUAUUAGGAACAGAAAUAUUUGAUGUGAAUCAAGAUGCAAAAGUCAGCCAAAAGUCUGUUUGUUCACACAUGUAAAUACACAUGUGGGUGUGUAUGUACGAUACGGUAUGCCUUUCUCCAAUAGACUAACAGCAGGACAAGAAACCACAACUAUUCAAAUUCUGUUAUUCAAAUGAAAUGAAGGUUUUGCAUAUUUAAUCUCUUGAUGUGUGUUAAUGUUGUAGCAUUGAAGUUGAGGUGUACUGUCUGCCGUCUUUGUCCUGCAAUUCAUGAGUGAUGUUUCAUCAAGAUUAUGUAGCAGUUAAAAAAGCAAAGAAAAAUGAAUCUGCUUGUUUCAGUCGGUUAAACCAAAGAGACAUUCGGCUGACUGGGUUCCUCUCUGCACUCGUAUAUGAAAGAUGAAUGACACUGUGUUGGUUGUGAGGUUGUCCACAAAGUGUUAUUACCUGUGAAAUCAUCCUCCAGGGAGUGUCCAUAACAAGUAUGGUUACAGCACAUUGUUGUCCAGCUCAUAUCCUGCUUCAGGAAAUGGAUUAGUUUGCAUCCUCAUAUCCACAAAUAUAACAAAUAUAUCUUUAUACCAAGGUGAACAUAAUAUUCUGAAGAACAAGAUAUUACACAACAAUCUGUCAAUUCUCACCCAUAGUGGCACAUCCAAACUACAAAGAGAUCACCAAAAAAAAAAGUGGGCUGGUAAUAUGCACGUGGACAUACUAUAUGGUUUUCAGUGGGUGGAACCCUAUUAAAACUCAUACUUUUAAAAGACUUUUAAAAUGACAAAACAAUCCCGACUCAAGGUCCACUUUCUAACUUUUUUUCCCACCAGAACUUUCAAUCUCAUUCCACUUAAUUAGCAAAGCAUCAGCUUAAUUUAAACUCCAAUACAGAUGUAAAGUCUUAAGAGUGUGAUAUCAUUCCAGCUUCUUGGUUCGCUUGUCAUGGCAACUGAGAAAGCUUCUGUAAAUAUGCUGAUGAAGACCAUGCAAAAUGGUUGAAUGGUCCAGAAAAAGCCCUGAUCUUGAGUUGUGAUUGUUUUGCCAAACUAUUAGAAUAAGAAUAAACUUUGAUGUUUAGCACUUCAAGAUAUUUCCAUGUGAGUCUCUCUGAAUGAGAGAUGUUCCAUAGCCGGAAAACUGGUGUAAGAGUACUUCAGUUCUGCUCCAGGUACGAGACUUAUAGUGAGGAGUGCAUGUUGUCUGUUGGUGCCACUGUUCAGAUCAACUCAAGUCUUAAAUGCUCUUUUUCUUUACUGACCUGCCUAACCUCUUUGCUGUUUUAAACCGGGCAGCCUGUCAGUCACAUCACUGUGUGUGUCUGUGUGCGUGUGUGUGAGCACCCUCGCCACCGAAAACACGACAAAAACAUUUCUAACAGUUGUUUCCAGAGUCAGUUUUGUUUUGUUUUUGUUUUUUUUUUAAAUACACACACACACACACACACACGUUGGACCUGUAUUGUGUAAAUAAUCCUGAACAUACUUUUGUUUCCUCGGCCAAUUUUACACUAGUCACUUUGGAUAGUAGCAUACUUGAAGGGGAAAAUGAAUGUUUAUCAUGCUUGUUGUUAUUGUCUGUCUUUACCAAGAGCUGUCAAAUGACAUUUGUAGCACACAGUGACAGUGAUUUUUGUACUUUUUAUUUUAUUCACUGCGAGAUGUUAGAACAACCUGUGGACACAAACUGCUGCCUUAGAGAAAGUUUAGUAAUAAAAACAGUCUUG
Molecule: messenger RNA, 9000 nt
Organism: Scomber japonicus (chub mackerel)
Lineage: Eukaryota; Metazoa; Chordata; Actinopteri; Scombriformes; Scombridae
Gene: arhgef18b
Product: rho/rac guanine nucleotide exchange factor (GEF) 18b
Exons: 31
Coding region: 563-4954 (1463 amino acids)
Molecular function (GO): guanyl-nucleotide exchange factor activity
Source: RefSeq, a predicted model, not a curated record